UGCUUGUUGGCCUACUUUUAGAAGCAACUCGAAUCAUUGUAGGCUCAAUUGUACUCCCGGGGCUCUUACGUGCAAUGGUGUGUUUGGUGGUUCCAAUUGUCGCAUAUCGGCUCUCCUACGAUACAUGCCUGUAAUGAACCACCCUUAUCACGGGAAUGGCCGAUGUUGCGGGCGCCAAGGGACAAAUGGCGGAUCACGCGGAGAUGACCUCAGGACUACCUAUGCUAUAGUUAGCAUUAGCUAUGAGGUAGUCAAAUUUCAGAAGAUAUAUUCUUCCAAUCACCCACUGGUCCUUUUGAGUGGAGGUUCUCUGAUGAUACUUCUGUUGACUAUACCUGCAAUACAGUUGUGGUAAACGCUCCGAUGUUUCCCAAUUUUCUACUUCGUCCAGGUAUCUUGCGCCCCAGGCAGGUUGCAACCCAGGGACCGUCCUCUGGACCAGACCCAAUACCUUGUUUAGAGGAGACGAGCAACGACACCAAUAAAUUCUUGAUGGGCCAUGUGUCCUGUAUCCGUUGCUCUCAUUGCGCGGCCGAUUUAUGCUUGACAUCGCAAAUUAUCAGCAAAGGCUUCACUGGCCGUCAUGGCCGCGCGUUGCUUGUGUCUGCACGAAUCAUUGCCAGUGCGGUUUCUAUUAGUCCAUCUUCCGCAGCGACAGAUUGUCUCCCAAACACCAUCGUGCAAAAACCCAUACCUCGACGAUUAGUGACCGGUGCGCACAUGGUAAGCGAUCUAAAUUGUGCCCUCUGUGGAACUGUACUCGGCUGGAAAUAUGUCUCCGCAGAGGAGGAAUCACAACGCUACAAGGUCGGCAAGUUCAUACUAGAGACCGAGAAAAUUACAACGUCACCAUUCUGGGAGUCUGCACCGAAGGCCAAUCUGCUUCUCGAUCCUGAAAACUCAUGCUCUGAAGAACACCGGGAAAGCUUGUCGGAAGACGUUAUAGAGUUCGACAGCCAGGAUGAGGAUGAAUGCGAAGAUCUCUUCGCCGCAAUCUGGAGUCCUGGUCUGGCUAUGCGCCGCAGAAGUCGCAAAAUGGAACAUUAUCUUUCUAGGUUCAGACACAACCCAUCAUAAUCAACCUCAUUAACCUCAAAAGAUUUACCGACCUGGGAACAAAUGUGAAUCCAACCAGUUUCCAAGCCAGACAACCCGCAAGAGCGACUGUAUCUUGUCAGUCUUCAACUUCGUCCGGGUGUUGCACUUGCCGACCAGCUUUUGCAGUUCUACAGGGCGCAGCGUUUUUCAUCACUGGUUGGGCUUUCCACCCAAUGAGUACGAUUUUAUCUUGUAUUUUCAUGCACAAUGUCCUUAAUCAACCGGGUAUCAUAAUUCACUAUCAACGAGACUUGUCGUCAAAUUCACGUUGAGAGCUUGCAUUAUUGUGAGAGGUGGAGGGCGGAGCCCGUAGAUACGGGCGAAAUGCACGUGAGUUGAAGGAGUUCACCAGCUAUUAUAUCGUAUCCUUGAGGUCGGUCG
Messenger RNA from Aspergillus fijiensis CBS 313.89, 1479 nucleotides. Its product is annotated as yippee/mis18 family protein. The record is from RefSeq and is a predicted model, not a curated record. NCBI's taxonomy places the organism in Eukaryota, Fungi, Ascomycota, Eurotiomycetes, Eurotiales, Aspergillaceae. The transcript has a single exon. Bases 364 to 1077 code for a protein of 237 amino acids.